Drosophila innubila is the source of this 5996-nucleotide messenger RNA. Its product is annotated as nascent polypeptide-associated complex subunit alpha, muscle-specific form. The record is from RefSeq and is a predicted model, not a curated record. NCBI's taxonomy places the organism in Eukaryota, Metazoa, Arthropoda, Insecta, Diptera, Drosophilidae. Gene Ontology annotation, cellular component: RNA polymerase II transcription regulator complex. Gene Ontology annotation, biological process: positive regulation of transcription by RNA polymerase II. Gene Ontology annotation, molecular function: transcription coactivator activity. The transcript has 7 exons. The coding region runs from base 41 to 5875 and encodes 1944 amino acids.
CUCAUCCAGCACAGUCGUCGUUGUAGCUAUCAAUUCCAACAUGAAAUUCCUCAUUGUGUUCGCUCUGUUCGCCUGCGCGGCCGCCGAUGUCAGCCAUCUGAGCAAGUACCUGCCCCCGGCUCAGAGCUACAGGCAGCCCAGCAACGAGUACCUGCCCCCCGUGCAGCAGUCCUACUCGGCCCCAGCUGUCCAACACACCUACUCUGCCCCAGCUGUUCAGCAGACCUAUGGCGCACCAGCUGUACAGACCUACUCCGCUCCUGCUGUACAGACAUACUCUGCUCCAGCUGCCACCUACUCCGCUCCCGCUGCCACUUACUCCGCUCCCGCUGCCACUUACUCCGCUCCUGCUGUGCAGACCUACUCCGCUCCAGCUGUUCAGCAGACAUACUCCGCUCCCUCUGUAAGCUACUCCGCUCCGUCGGUUAGCUACAGCGCUCCCGUGGCACCCAGCAAUGAGUAUCUGCCUCCUGUCCAGCAGACAUACUCCGCUCCGGCUGUCCAGCAGUCAUACUCCGCUCCGGCUGUGCAGCAGACAUACUCCGCACCAGCUGUCCAGAGCUACUCGGCUCCCUCGGUUAGCUACUCCGCCCCAGCUGUCCAUCAGUCGUACUCCGCCCCAGCUGCCACAUAUUCCGCACCAGCUGUCCGCCAGACAUACGCGGCUCCAUCGGUGAGCUAUUCGGCACCAGCUGUCCAGCAGAGCUAUACCACAUCCUCGGCCUCCUCGGGCAGCUAUACGUCUGGUGAUGUGGGCACCCAGUACGCCUCCAAUGGCGGCUAUGUCUACAGAAAGAAGAGAUCCACAAAGAUGAUAACCAAGUCAUCGGUCAUAUGGCCAUUGCGGCUGCAGUUCCUUCUCCUCACACUGGUCAUCGCUGAUGUUAGUCAUGUGGCCAAGGAGUAUAUACCGCCAGAUGUCGGACAACCCACUGUCACUCAACCGCUGGCAGAUGAGCCACCAACUCCUAUGGAUCACAUGCAAGCCAACGAUGGCGCCUACUUUCCAAUGGCGGGUCUGAUGCUGCCGUCGGGCUAUGCGAUACCUACUGGUGCUAAUGUUGCACCACCCAUGUCGCCGCCCAACUUUCCGUUGCCCAUUUAUCCGCCAUUUUUUGGAUUUGGCGGUGGCCCAGAGGGAUUUGCCGGUGGUCAAUUUCCACAGGGCUUUCCGAAUGAGGCGCAGUUCACUGGCGGACAGUUUCCGGUUGGACCACAGGGUGGGGGUUUCUCAGGUGGACCUCAAGGUGGUCAGUUCCCAGUUGGGCCACAGCCUGGACAGUUUUCAGCUGGUCCACAGGAUGGCGCUUUCCCCGGGGGACCACUGGGCGGUGCUUUCCCAACUGGACCACAGGGCGCUCCUUUCCCCGGGGGACCUCAGGGCGGAGCUUUCCCAGCUGGACCACAGGGCGGUGCUUUCCCAACUGGACCACAGGGCGGACCUUUCCCAACUGGACCACAGGGCGCUGCUUUCCCAGCUGGACCACAGGGCGGACCUUUCCCAGCUGGCCCUCAAGGUGUUCCCUUUCCAGUUGGUCCAAUUCCACAAAACCCACAAGGUGGACCAUUUCCAUUCCCGCCCGAUUAUCUAACCACCCAGGGUUUACCCUCGGCGAGCAUGCAGUUGGCCUUUGGUAUGCCACCCGGCUUUGGUGGCCCAGAUCAUACAAAUCCCUAUCAGCAUCUGGUAAAUGUGGGUCAACCCUUCUCGCCCAGCUUCGGUAUACCGGGCCAACAUUAUCAGCCCCAACCGUUCGCCGACGAGCCAGAACCAAUGCAAAAGUCAGAGGAUAAUGCGAAACUAAGGAACAGUCCGACAACAACCACAACGGUGGCGCCCAAGAGCCACAACAGGGAAACGGUCUAUGCGUCCAACGGCGGCUACAAAACGUUUGUCGUUGCUGUUGUCGCCUUUGCCAUUGUGGGCUUGGUCCAAUCUCGUCCGGAGGGAGGUCAUUUCUCAUCGGGCAAUCGUUACCUGCCCCCGCUGCCCGUCAAGGAUGUGUCCGGCCAGUCGCUGCCCGUGCAGCAAAUCCAACAGAUCUUCCAGCAGCCGCAGCAACAGCAUUCGAUUCCACAAGUUGAAUCCAUCAGGCCAUCGAUAUCGUUGGGCAGCUUCUCGAUCCAAUCGGGUGGUCAGUCGAUCUCGACCAUUCAACAGACAACAGGUCUGGCUCCAGCUCCAGCUCCCAUCAGCUAUGAGGCACCCACUCCGAUUGUGGCUACCCAGACGCCAGUGAAGACCACGUACAUUCCACCUGCACCAGUGACCACUGUCCAGGAGUCCGCACCAGUGGUUGAGCAAACUUACUCCGCACCAGCUCCCGCUCCAGUCACCUAUUCCGCCCCUGCUCCAGUUGUUCAGCAGACCUACGCCGCUCCCGCUCCAGUGGUUCAACAGACCUACUCCGCUUCAGCUCCAGUCCAAGAGAGCUAUACUGUGUCAGCUCCCGCUUCCGCUCCAGUUGUUCAGCAUACUUACUCUGCUCCUGCUCCAGUGGUUCAGGAGAGCUAUACUGUGUCAGCUCCCGCUCCAGUGGUUCAACAGACCUACUCCGCUCCAGCUCCAGUGGUUCAGCAGACCUUCUCAGCUCCAGCACCAGUGGUUCAACAGACUUACUCCGCUCCAGCUUCAGUUCAAGAGAGCCAUACAAUUUCAGCGCCUGCUCCAGUCGUUCAGCAGACAUACUCCGCUCCAGUGGUUCAACAGACUUACUCCGCUCCAGCUCCAGUUCAAGAGAGCCAUACAAUUUCAGCGCCUGCUCCAGUCGUUCAGCAGACAUACUCCGCUCCAGUGGUUCAGCAGACAUACUCCGUUCCAGCACCCGCUCCAGUGGUUCAACAGACUUACUCUGCUCCAGCUCCAGUCCAAGAAAGCUAUACUGUUUCAGCACCCGCUCCAGUAGUUCAGCAGACAUACUCCGCUCCAGUCCAGGAGAGCUACACUUAUUCCGCUCCCGCUCAAGUAGCUCAGCAAACUUACUCGGCACCGGCUCCAGUAAUUCAGGAGAGUCAUGUAGUCUCUGCACCCGCUCCAGUGGUUCAGGAAAGUCAUGUGGUAUCGGCACCUGCUCCAGUUGUCCAACAAACUUAUACUGCUCCCGUGAUCCAAGAAAGCCAUUCGGUUGCUGCUCCUGCACCAGUGGUUCAGCAGACAUACUCCGCUCCAGCUCCAGUCCAAGAGACCUUUACUGUGUCAGCUCCCGCUCCAGUGGUUCAAGAAACCUACUCUGCUCCGGCUCCAGCUCCCGCACCAGUGGCUCAGCAGACCUACUCCGCUCCAGCACCAGUUGUCCAAGAGACCACCGUCAUUUCUGCACCCAUCCAACAGAUUGCUCCAGCCGUGCAAUACAGUGGCUACAAUUACCAGGCACCAGCUCCAAUUGUUCAGCAGACCACCACUAACUACAGAGCACCCGAGAUUGUCGCUGCUCCCGCACCCGUAGAAAUUCAGACCCAUCAGCAGACUUACACUCAGGUUCAAACAACAGCUCCUGCUCCUGCUCCCGUACAGCUGCAGCAAUCAUUUGUGCCUGCACCACCUGCCCAGCAAGUGGUUCAAUACCAUAGCCCAGCGCCUGUACCUCAGCAGAUCUCCCAGCAGUUCACACCCACUUACAGCUACACUCCACCCGCUGUCCAACAACAGUUGACCUAUUCCCAGCCUGCUCCAUUUUCAGUUCCAACUGUGGUUUCGGCACCAGCAACCACCUCACUGAUCAGCAGCUCGGUCAGCACCAACGGAGUGUCCAAUGUCCAAUCGCAGAUCGACACUAGCUAUGGCGCCAACGGUGGCUACCAAUUCUUCGCCAUCGUUUCCCUUGCCCUUGUGGCCCUGGUUGCCGGAGAUGUCAGCCACUUGAGCAACACGUAUUUGCCACCUCGUCAUGUUGCCGCCGCCAGCUACUCCGCUCCCGUGGUGAGCGCCACCUAUAGUGGCCAGUCGUAUGUUGCUCCCGCUGCCAGCUAUCAGAGCGCAUCCUUUGCUGCUCCAUCUGAGACUUAUUCCAGCCAAUCUUUUGCCGCUCCUGCUGCUGCCUCCUUCGCCAGCGAGUCCUCCUAUGUGGCUCCAGCUGCCACCCAGACAGUGUCAUACACUGCUCCAGCUACCAACUUCGCUGCCAAGUCUUAUGCCGCUCCUGCUACCAGCUUCGAGUCCUCCUAUGUAGCUCCAGCUGCCACCCAGACCGUGUCAUACACUGCUCCAGCUACUAACUUCGCCGCCAAGUCUUAUGCCGCUCCUGCUGCUGCCUCCUUCGUCAGCGAGUCCUCCUAUGUGGCUCCAGCUGCCACCCAGACCGUGUCAUACACUGCUCCAGCUACCAACUUUGCUGCCAAGUCUUAUGCCGCUCCUGCUGCCAGCUUUGAGUCCUCCUAUGUGGCUCCAGCUGCCUCCCAGCAGACCGUGUCCUAUGCCGCUCCAGCUGCCGCUCAGCAGUCGGUCUCCUUUGCUGCCCCAGCUCCUGCUGCAGUGAGUGAUUUCUCGUAUGUGGCUCCAGCUGCCUCCGAGCAGACCGUUUCCUUUGCUGCCCCCGCCCCUGCCGCCGCUGCCACCUACAACAGCGCCACAUUCGAAGCACCCGCUGCUGCCGCAACCUUCACCAGCGCAUCCUAUGCCGCUCCAGCUCCAGUUGCCGCUGCCACCUAUACUGCUCCAGCUGUUGCCCAACCCGUCGCAGCAGCCAGUUACCGUGCUCCAGUUGUCAGCCAUUCGGCUCCCUCACACUCCCACUCCGGCAUUGACACCGUCUACGGCUCCAACGGUGGAUACCGUUCCUUUGUGAUUUGCACUGCUCUGCUGUCCCUCGUUGCCCUGGGCGUGUCCACUCCUUUGGGUAGCACCUACCUGCCACCCCAGGCCAACGCUUACAGUGGCUAUAACACCGCCGCCUCGGGCAGUUCCUCCUCCUAUGCCUCCGCUCCAGCGGCAACUGGCGGCAAUUAUGCAGCAAGGCGUUCACAUGGAUAUGCUUCAUCAUCGACACCAUCUCAUCAGUAUAAUCAGGGAAGCAGCAGCUCGGGAUACGCCUCGGCACCUGUGGCAGCUCCCUCUCGUCAGUAUCUGUCGCCGGCGACUUCUUUGAGCAGCUACUCAACAUCGGGUGCUACCCAUAAUAGCUACUCGGCUCCAAGGAUCUCUCACAGCAACUACGCCUCCUCGGCCUCAUCUCACGCGCCGGUGGCAGCUCCUUCCCGUCAGUAUUUGGCUCCUGCCGCUUCCCACAGCAGCUACUCCGCUCCAGGUACCGCCCACAGAAGCUACUCCGCUCCAGCUACCGCCCACAGAAGCUACUCCGCUCCAGCUACCGCUCACAGAAGCUACUCCGCACCUGCCGUUUCCCACAGCAGUUAUUCCGCUCCAGCUCCCGCUCACAGCAGCUUCUCAUCCGCGGCGUCAUCGCACUUACCCGUGACAGCUCCUUCUCGUCAAUACCUGGCGCCAGCUUCAUCACGCUCCAGCUAUUCUUCUCCAGCUGUCUCUCACAGCAGUUACUCCGCUUCAGCUCCCGCUCACAGCAGCUACUCCGCUCCAGCCGUCUCCCACAGCAGCUACUCCGCUCCAGCUGUCUCCCACAACAGCUACUCCGCUCCAGCCGUCUCCCACGGCAGCUACUCCGCUCCAGCCGUCUCCCACAACAGCUACUCCGCUCCAGCCGUCUCCCACAGCAGCUACUCCGCUCCAGCUGUCUCCCACAACAGAGGCUACUCCACUCCAGCUCGUUAUGCAUCCUCGCAUGGACAAGGAUACGGUGGAUAUGCAGCGGCUUCCUCAGCUUCGGCUCGUAGCCAGGGACUGGGCUAUGGAUAUUCUGCACCAGCUGCAGUCGGAGGCACCCGUUAUGCUUCCAACGGUGGAUACCAGUACCGUUAUUAGGAUUAAUGUGAUCUCGAUCUUUGGGCUGAGGACUUAACAUGGUAUUAAUUUUUCAAUUUUUUUUUUUUAUAAAUAAAUUAACCUUUUUUUUUUGUAUUUAAAUAAUAAAAUAAAAGUGUGC